UACAGACACUAAACCUGUCCCAGAAACCAUAUGUCAAGAGAGAAAGACACAGAGAUGGUGCAGCUAGAUGCACGAUGAUGUCAGGAUCAAGAGCAAUGGCUGUGGAACGGAUGAUCUCAACACGAAUGUCGCAGUGCAGGAGGACCGGUUCACAACUCCAGUGAAGACAAAGCGUCCAUGGAGGGUGAAGUGGAGGAAUCAGACGGGGAUGUACAGCUAGAGGACAAGCCCACUGUGCUGUGGGAGAAGUACAUUCAGCAGAGCAUCUUUGUCGACCUAAGUGAGGAUGAAAGUCUCCACCUCAGUGAUUUGGAGAAUUCUUUAGCCUUACGUCUGUCGCAGGCAGAGUCUGCUGCCUCCGAGGCAAGCAUCCAUCUCAGUGGGAGCACGGAGCUGUCAGCCUUGGACGUCACCUCGUCAGAGUCCAGUAUUGUCAUCAGCAGUCAGAGUGAGAAUGUGGUAGAGAGCAAGACCAAGAGCAGCAUAUUGCAUGUGUCCGCCCAAAGACCGACCACCGUUCAAGAUGAGCCGCCCUUAAAGCACGAGGACCCGGGGCAAGAUACUAGCGAUGAGGAUCAGGAUGACCUACCUUUCGAUGGUGACCUAGGAAGCCCCUACUUCAACCAAACAGCGAACCUUGAGGGCAAUAUGAGCUCUGAUGGAAGCGAAACGGUUUAUGCAAUUCCUGAUGUUACUGGUAUGCUUGAAUGCAAGACAAGAGAUCGAGAUCAUAUUGUUGAACGCUUGGUUUCUGCUGAGCGUUACGCCGAGAAACCAGCGACUUUGUCACAAGAUGAUGCCAACACCAAACGGGACGACCUUUUCGAUGCUCCCAAGCCGAGUGAGGUUGCCCCAUCAUGGCCUUGUCCUUCAGACAUUGACCAGAUAUUGCUGCGACACUUCUCCCAGGAGGAGCUGCUGCGGCCUUUUAGGCCGAUCGAGGCAGAGACCCUGCCAGAGGUGUCCCUAUUGGAGAGCGUGGAUGACACUGUUUUUAGCUGGGCUCCAACACACAACAGCACAACAAUUAAUAGCAACCACUCAGACAGCCCUGCUUGUAAUUCUGAGAUUAAUCAGCGUUUCUGCUGUGACAGGACUGAUGAGAGAAGUGCAUCUGAAAAAAAAUCAAGUUCAGAGGAAGAAGCAGAAAGGGAAAUUGCUCCAGUCACCUCUGCUGCUUCUGACAGCAUUGUAUCCAGCUCUGCAAGGUUACAUUCAGAACAGGGCAGUGAGGAUACAAGUGCUGUAGAGGUAGAGAAGCAGGAAAAGGCCGAAGAGGAUGAACGGGUUCAGAGAGUCCCACUUGUGCGCACCAGGUCCUUCAUUGACAUGAAGUAUGGUCAAGGCCAAGUCCAUUACCCACUCCCUGACUUCUCCAAGAUUGCCCCCAAGGUAAAAAUCCCCAAACCUCCAAAUGGACCAGCCAGACCUGUUCCUCAGAGCCCCACCACCAUGCAGAGAGCCCAGUCCUCUCCAAUGAUGUUAGAGGUGAUCAACAGAGUCCUGGAGGAUUCCGUCCAGCCUUCAGUGAAGCCCUACAUGUUCAAAAACGAGGACAAAGAGUCUGCUCCAGCACUGGUGCAUCACCUGCAGGCUGAAUAUGAUAAAUUACUCACCAAAUAUGCUGAAGCAGAGAACCUUAUAGAUCAAAUGAGAAUAGCAACCAACGCUCAACCCUCCUCAGAACCGAUGCUUUAUUUAGCGUAUGAUGAUCAUCAUCAGGGUAACUUAGCUGAGGGAAGCCAUCUUGGAUCCGUGGCUUCCCCAUCAGAAAACUUUGGCAAGAAACAAGAAACAACCCCCCAGAGCAACAAUCAGGUGAUGAACACAACAUCCAUCAGGCAGCCUGAGGAGGGUCCCAGCGAUGGUGAAAGAAUGACUGCAGAGCUGAAAGACAUCAUCAGCCAGUUCAUGCAGAAGGUGGAAGGAUUUAAAUUGAGUGUGAGCAUCAUGUCAGUGAGCACAGCAGAACAACAAAUGAUGUUGAGGAGCAUAAUGGAGGCUCAGGACCAGCUGCAAAGAGAGUACAUCAGUAAGAAGGAACAGCACAGAGCUCUGGAGAUGCAAAACUACAUGGGCCUGUCCAGGAAAACAGGCAUCUUUGACCCAAACAGGCUGGUGGAGGGAGACAUAUUCAGGAUAGGGAUGCACCUUGAGGAGAUAAAGGAGAUGACAGACAAAAAUGUGUGUGAGCAGAUUUCUCCGCCCCAUUCAUCCUCCACUCCCACAUCCAUGAAAGAGAUGCUGCUAAUGACGCCCAGUCCUCUCUGCAUGCCCACACCCUCACCUCCACCAUGCUUGCAUGAGGAGCCAAGAGCAGGUUUUUCCACUGUGGGUUAUAAGAUGGAGACACAGAAAGAGGAAGAAAAAGAGGAGAUAGUCGAGGAGGCCCGUGGAGUCCAUGGAGAUGAGGGUUUCCAGCAACGCAGUGAACGUAUAACAACUGACUCUUUGCUGAAAAAUACUGGACACAGCUGCUGGCAUUCAAGGAGCUCACUGGGCUCUCUGGAAGGACUGGAAAUCCCGACAACUGAAGCUGAAGAUGAGAGGAGCUCUGUCUCGUCAGAGGUGAUAGAUCACAGCAACAUCUUAGCGUACUUGAGCAGAGGCAGCUCAUCCGCAAGACAGAGGGAGUGGACACGCGACAGGCGUAGCACCCCUGAUAGUGUCUUGAACGCAGUGGGGGAAUGUGAUCUGGGGGAUCGUGUAAGUCUGGCUGUGGAGGUCUCGUCGUCAGCUGAUGCACCCAGAGACUCAGACAGCCACAUUCUCUUAGAGCCUCCUCUCAACACCUCAUCUGUGUCACAGAGGAUUGUGAGUCCAGAGACCGACAGUGGAUUUGGGAGCUCCUACUUGAAUCAAUCAGCCUCUGGACCGUUUCAACCAAAUCUGCUCACAGAAAGUGGGCCGUCCCAGAAUGAUGGUUUAAGUAGCUCAGACAGUGAAGGCUCCUGCUCCAACCUGCAGACAGCCAUCCAUUCAGCCUCACUCACUAGCCAGCGAUGGGCCAGUCCCUACCCGUCUGUCCGAACACAGUCCCCUGGUGCAGCAGCAGAUGUGGAGCGGUGGGUGGAGAGCACCACGAAGGAGCCUUCAGUCAGGCUGCAGGGAGCUGAACGCAGCCUGCCUGCCCGCCUUCAUCACCACAUAUCUGAACCCGUACUCAGCACUGCCAUGGAUACAGAAGAGAGAGGCAGCCCACUGUACUCCUGCUCAUGUAAUAGUGAGGCUAUUCAGGCCUUGCAGUCAGAGGUAUCCCGGCUGAAGAAGGACCUGGAGGAGGGCUUGGUCCAGCUGCCUCACCUAUCACAGAAGAUGGACUAUCUCACCUCCAAAUACAGACAGGAUCGCCAGGAGCGCAAGUCGAAAACCAGACCGCGGACCCACCACAGAUCAGACUGCAACAGUGUGUGGAAGCCAUCGAGUAGCACACAGAAUGUGAGCAAUCUCAGUUCCAGUCAGGUGAGGAUAGAGGACUGGAUCUCUUCAGAUAUGGACCCCAGCAAGAGCAAAGGUACAGACAGCGGUGACACAGCUGGCUCUGAGAUCAUGUUGCAGUUCCACCAUUCACCUGUAGAGAGCAGGAGAGGCAGUGUGCGCUCUGCACCGGAGUUUCAAUAUAAACUUCAUGAGGCGCUGCAGUCCAACAGAGGGUCAGAGGGAAAUGACUUAGUGAAAACAUCUGGUCUGACCAACUCCAUUUUAAAAGGAGGAAAGGCUUCUGACAGCCACGCUAAGCAGAGACCACAAACUGUCAUGGAGAGUUUUAACUCCAAAGAGAGAUGGUCUCUCUUCACCUCUCCAUCUCUUCAGAAGCCUCUUCUCCAGGUCAGCUACGGCUCCUCCAGCAGCCUGCCUGCAAGCUAUAAAGUGAGGGAGCCGCCUCUGCGGUCCAUGUCCCAUCACAGAAAGCGCUCCACCCAGUCAGACACGGCUCUCCUGCCCAGUAAUGUGUACUUCCAGCGGACACCGUCUCCAGCAUCAGUGCCCUCAAAGACUGGCAGCAGGACAGGCAGACGCAGAGGGAGCAAGGAGUCGGAAAUGAACAGGACUCUAGACCAGGCCAUCGAGGUGGCCCGCAGCAUGAAGAGGACCACCGACCGAAUGGCCAAGAGACUGUCAGCUGACCUGGCUGAGGCUCAUCCUCACAGGAGAGUGCACAGUGUGCAGCCACAAGGGGGCAGGAAACACCAUUAUAACAAGAAGAGUGCAGAUCAGUUUACUCUGUAG
Molecule: messenger RNA, 4230 nt
Organism: Anarrhichthys ocellatus (wolf-eel)
Lineage: Eukaryota; Metazoa; Chordata; Actinopteri; Perciformes; Anarhichadidae
Gene: aknad1
Product: AKNA domain containing 1
Exons: 22
Coding region: 178-4230 (1350 amino acids)
Source: RefSeq, a predicted model, not a curated record